Molecule: messenger RNA, 351 nt
Organism: Necator americanus (New World hookworm)
Lineage: Eukaryota; Metazoa; Nematoda; Chromadorea; Rhabditida; Ancylostomatidae
Exons: 1
Coding region: 1-351 (116 amino acids)
Source: RefSeq, a predicted model, not a curated record
AUGUCAAAAGCGUGGGUGUGUGGAACCUUUGGUAAAAACUCUCCGUGUCGUUUCGUUGUAGUGGCGGACAUUGUCGAGUUGAGGUACUCUGGUUAUUCGGUGUCAACAGUCACGCAUGCGAUACGCCAAAUCCCGCAGGAUAUGGAGCAGUGGCGAAUGGAUGGAUUCCGUCCGAGCUCUCGUGGUAGAUCGAGAAGGCUUGGACAGAAUUGUGUUCAGCUACGACACACUUCGGUGAAGAUGCGCGCAACCGCAUCAGACGAUAAUACCAUCCCGCCUAUUGGAUCAGGUCACGUUGCAGACAGCUGGAGGAUUCUCGUAAGCACAGGAGAGCUUCAGGAGAAUCCAUGA